CAUUAGUGUGAAGGUGGUGCGAAGUGCGAAACUGUGAACUGUGAAUUUAGGAUUACUUACAUCUAUCUAUUGUGCUGAUUCUGUAAGACACAUAACAUUUUUGCUGUUUUUUUCGUCUUAGUCAAAAUUCAUGUUUUUCCAUCACUGACGAUUUCUCAGUACUUGUUAAAUUUAAUAAAACUAAGCAUGUCUAGUGCCGAUCGAAUUGAUUUUGAAAUGGAGGUAGAAGUGGAGAGUGCUUCAUCAGGACCGCCGAUAGAUUUGCCAAAUCCGACAUCCCCAGCUCCUCCUGCCACUGGAAAUACCAAGAGCGUGGUUGUAACUACUGCUACAUCAGGCUCAGUUACAGUAUCUCUCCACCCGCUGGUUAUAAUGAAUGUCUCUGAGCAUUGGACGAGGUUACGAGCACAGGAAGGUUCACCACAGACAGUUAUUGGAGCUCUCAUUGGCAAACAAAAGGGCCGGAACAUAGAAGUGAUGAACUCUUUCGAAUUGGUUUUUAGUGUUAUCGAUGGUGAUAUUGUUAUAGACAGAGAUUACUACAAUUUAAAGGAAGAACAAUUUAAACAAGUGUUCUCUGACAUGGACUUUCUGGGCUGGUACACAACUGGAGACACUCCCACUGAAAGGGACAUUGCAGUUCACAGACAAAUUUGUGAUAUAAAUGAGUGUCCAGUGAUGCUAAUGCUAAAUCCAGCUGGCAUUAAAGGAGAUCAACUACCAGUGGUGCUGUAUGAGUCAGUUAUUGACGUAGUCAAUGGUCGAGCGACCAUGCUUCUUGCACCUCUGUCAUACACCUUGGCAGCAGAGGAGGCAGAGAGGAUCGGCGUUGAUCAUGUUGCUAGGGUGUCUUCUGGCGAAGCAGCGCUUAACAGCUUGGUGGCAGAACACCUAACAGCUCAACGGUCGGCUAUUAAAAUGCUAGUUUCGCGUGUACGAGCGGUGUUGGCCACAGUGCGUGCAAUACGCGAUGGCAGUCUUCCUCCCAGACCUGCGCUGCUGAGAGAGGCAAAAGCCCUAUCGAACAGACUCCCCCUGCUAACCUCACAACAGUUCCGCACACACUUCUAUAAUCAAUGCAACGACGUUGCCCUCAUGACCUCCUUGGGUACGAUCACAAAGGGCUGCAACGCUAUCAAUCAGCUCGUCAACCGUUUCAACGUGCUGUACGACAGGCAGGGCAUGGGCCGUCGCAUGAGAGGACUCUUCUUUUAGGGCGGACGAUAAUAUGAGACAAGUCACUCUCCAGCAUUAAAUACAGUCAGUCAUAAUGGCAUAGGAUGUAUGGAAGUAAAGAAUUUCGACUUUAAAGUUAUAGGUAAAUACUUUUAAAGAAACUGGCUUUCACACACAUCUCUCGGUAUACUGGGUGCCUGCAGUGGC
This is a messenger RNA of Pararge aegeria (speckled wood butterfly), 1383 nucleotides long. It is a transcript of the gene CSN6, whose product is annotated as COP9 signalosome complex subunit 6. The transcript is spliced from 6 exons. Lineage: Eukaryota; Metazoa; Arthropoda; Insecta; Lepidoptera; Nymphalidae. Gene Ontology annotation, biological process: protein deneddylation. Gene Ontology annotation, molecular function: protein binding; metallopeptidase activity. Gene Ontology annotation, cellular component: COP9 signalosome. The record is from RefSeq and is a predicted model, not a curated record. The coding region runs from base 187 to 1215 and encodes 342 amino acids.